Messenger RNA from Sitodiplosis mosellana (orange wheat blossom midge), 3030 nucleotides. RefSeq lists its product as uncharacterized. The record is from RefSeq and is a predicted model, not a curated record. Bases 652 to 2970 code for a protein of 772 amino acids. Lineage: Eukaryota; Metazoa; Arthropoda; Insecta; Diptera; Cecidomyiidae. The transcript is spliced from 6 exons.
UGUAACGCAAUUUAGUCAUUUUUAACGUUAAAAGAUGUAACGUUUUCAGACUUUUUUUCCGUCAAAAUCGACUGAAAUUUCAGUGUAAACCAACUGUAUGAAUAUUGGGAACGAGAAAAUGUUAGAUUUUAAAUUAAAGAGAAAAGAAUUAUGUAUCAAUUAAUAGUGUUCACAAAAAUAGUAUAAAAUUCUAUGAUUUAAAUUGUUCAUGUUUUUGUUCAUGUAUUGAUCCAAAGAGAAUGAACUAAAUGGUGAGAGUAUAUUUUCAAAUUCAUUUCUUCUGAUUUUCAACGAUUACGUUUUAAAUUGUCCAGAGAUGGCAGGCAAAACUAAUGUAGUGAAUAUUCCCGCUAUUAGUGUUGGUUCAUUUUGAAGUUUGUUAUUAUAAACAAACCGCCGUUCACAAUUUCACCAUGUCAUGAAAUAUGAAUCUUUGCUUCGUUCGACUAAAUUCAUAUUGAACAGCCAGCAAAAGGGAAAAAGGUUUUGAUCCGUAGCCUGUGGAAGAAAUCUGCUGUCGAAAUAUCGUGAGCGUUUCGAUAUUUUAUCACGGUGUGCGGUGUUCGUGUCACAACCAAAUUCAGCUUGAUGUGUCAAACUGAUGCCGGUUGCACAUUCACAUUGAUCUGAGCAUUUGGAAAGGGUUCAAUAAUGGGCAGAAAAAGGAUAGGGGCACAUACCAUUCGUGGCAAUAGGUCGAAACCGCGGAAAGUUGAAGAUGGCAAGCAAAAGGAGGAGAAAGCAUACUUUGCAAUCAAGUUGGCCGCCACUAGUAUUGUUCGACCGGAAUAUCGUGAUCGUAUUCUGCCAUGGAUCACAAAAACCAGCAUAAAAUGCACCGAAAUAUCUGAAUUGGCGUCGCUUUUAUUCCUCAACAAAGUCAGAGCUGCCACUGAACAGGCCAUCAUCACCGGCAAUUGGGAAUAUUUCGACGAUGGCGAUGGAAUGCACAUCAUCGAAAAUUGCUUCUAUGCUGUGUUGCGGCGCUACAAGGAAGACGAUUUCAUUAUGGAUCCAUGGUUCCGGCAUUGCUUUGAGAAUGUGGACAUCGAGAAUCGCUCCGCAUGGCCAAACAAUGAUUACUUCGGCAACUUGAUGAAAUAUUUGUUCCAACAAUAUGGCCGUAAUGUGAAGACGAAUUUGGAUACACAUGCACAGAAACGAUUGCGGUAUUUCUUGAGAUUGAAGGCAUUCAGACAGAACUACACUAACCGGAUUCGUGGCCUACCGGACACAUACGAUGAACGAGAUGUGGCAAAUGCAGUGUCAUGGGCAAUCAAACGAUAUGACGCAACAAGAGGUGAUGCUAAUCGCUUGGCCAAACGAGAUCGAUUGUUGCGUUACGUUCGAGACAUUCGUGGACCAGCUGACGAUGAUAUCGCCAAAUUCACCAAAGACGAAGAUACAUGGUUUUCAUCAUUGCCAAUGUGGUUGAUCAUGCAAUUGGAAAUCGAAACGCACCUCAACUGGGUUGAACAACACCACGACAACAUCGUGCAAGUCAUUGCGUUGCCAAACAUCAAGAAUUUGGUGGUCAUCCCAAUCUGUCAUCACACGCGAAAGGCAGUGAGAAUAGACGCUGAUGUUUUGUAUCGUAUGAUGUGCGAAACCGGUACCAUUCCGCGUGAUGAAUAUGGUCGGCAACAUACAGUGGGCCACGUCACGUCAAAAUCAAAUAAAGCGUAUUAUUUCAAUAUGAUUUUUAACAUGGAGAAAAUCAAUCGAGUGUUGAAAGCAAACAAAAAAUUCGAACAUAUUCUCAGCGAUGGUGUAUCGGCAUCGAUUCUGUACUCAGUGAAGAAAACCGUAGUCGACAAGUUAGUGGAAGAUGGUUUGGUGCGUAAACGGUACUCUGAUGGCUUCUAUGUCUAUGAAUUGGGCAUUGAUUGGGGCAUGAAGACGUGGAAUGCAACCGUUAGGCGACGGAUUAAUAAUGACAAAGAGCGAAUUCAUAAUGGCAAAGAGAUGAACUUCACAAUCAACAGCAAGAAGUAUCAUUAUGGGACCGAAGAAGGAGUGCGUAAAGAAAAGAGAGAGCGAUGGACUCGUGCCUUUGGGCAGUUCGAAGAGAGUGAUCGAAACAACCGUGUGCGAUAUGACCGAAUGCCAUCACCAAAAGGAAGCAAUUGGCGUGACUACAUACGGCAUCGAUUGACCAUCAUGAAGAAAGCCAUUGCAGUGUACACAACCAAAAAGUACACACGUUUAAGUUUUGAUCAUUACAUCGAGUCCAAUCGUGUCAGUGACAAGGUGGCCGCAAUGCUGACAAAUCGCAAACGAUGCAUCAUUAACAUUGGAGCUUCCCAACCACCUGCAAAUUCACCAAUACAGAUCAAGAAACACGUUCGAUGCCCGGGCGUGCGGAAAUUGGUGAAGAGUUUCAAGAAAAUGGAAGGCAAUGUCAUACGAUUUGUGAACGAAGCCAGAUCAUCACGAUUGUGUGCCAGAUGUUUCGAACCAUUUCCAUUGAGUACAUUGAACGAUCGUGUCAAGGUGUGUGAAUGGUGUAUGCCCGAUCAAGAUGAUUGGCCUGAUGGAAUGAAGCUACCAGAGAAAAUUGUAGCGGCAAAGAGCAAGCGGAAGUUACGAUCAGAGCGACGAGCGAUGCGACAAGCAGCAGUGCAGAAUCCAAAUCAACCCCGUGGUUUUGUGUCUAAGGUGAUUUGCUACCGUAAAAACUGGCAACAAAACGCGGCAAACGGUAUGGAUGACAAUGUUGAAGAGCGCAGAGGUGUAAUCAUUCACGACGCUGAACUCGGUAUCAUCGAGUACACAGAUGAAUAUGUGCCCGAAGACCCUGUUGACGACUCUCCAGUACUGAAGACAGUUUGGCAACGUGACAUUUCGGCUGCAAAAUUGAUCUUGUACAGAGGGCAUUGCGAACUCUUUGGACAUCGGCUGCAUGAUGCGUUCACACGUCAACACCUCGUGUAUCCAACUCGAUUCCGAGUCAACUUCAACAUUCAUUAAUAUCAAUGGAGCCGCAAUUUAUGUUUUAUUUUUCAAAAGAAUUUAUGUAACAGUAUGUUA